Ceratina calcarata is the source of this 1796-nucleotide messenger RNA. RefSeq lists its product as uncharacterized. Bases 280 to 684 code for a protein of 134 amino acids. NCBI's taxonomy places the organism in Eukaryota, Metazoa, Arthropoda, Insecta, Hymenoptera, Apidae. The transcript is spliced from 3 exons. The record is from RefSeq and is a predicted model, not a curated record.
UUCAGUCGUUCAGUCCGCGGCCUGGCUUCCUCACCAGGAGGCCGUGCGGGUCCGAAUUUUCCAUUUUCCAUCUGCCGUGAGAGACCGAUAACCGAGCAUCUGGAGAAAGAUAAACCGCGAGGGGUCACCGACGCGUUGGGAAACGCAAACGAAAUGUUCUAAUACAGUCGUUCAGAGAGACGCGAGCUAUCGACCGGUGUUAGAGACGAAGUUUCCAACUACGUGCUCGCAACCGUCGACGUUUGAGAUCUGUCGGAGUUUUCGUACGAGGAGAGAAAAAUGUUGUGGUCCGAGCCCGAGUCCGAAGAGGAAGAGGCGCUAUUAUGCAGCCCUGCUCUGAUGGCCAGGAGGGCCUCGGAGUCAUGGAUCGUCGCGCCUCCUGUGGAGGCGAUGCCCGCAGCGGCAGUGUCCCUUCAACGAAAGAAAUCACUGCCGGACGUGGCACAACCGAUUCAAUUGACAGCGACAGCACCGCUGUCAAGGGAGGAAGUCAGUGUCCUGAGCAGCAUGAGGAGAGAGGAGAUCCGCAGGCAGAUCGACGAGAGCGAAAGGCUCAGGGCCAAUCCUCUGUUGUACUUGGUCAGUCCUCAGGUUAAAGACUGGUUCUCCCAGCAACAGCUCGUGAUGCUGGUGCUGUUCAUCAACAUAUCCCUAGCCCUGAUGUUCUUCAAGCUGCUGACGUAGCAGCCAGCCGACGAUUGGGUUCACGGACUCGUUGUGGACGUGACCUGAGACCCGGGAGCGUCGCGACGCCCCGUGUCGUCACCGAAUACAAGGAUCAAAACGAUGAGAACGAGGCGGCGAUCGCGUCGCCUCGUGAGACUAAAUCAUGAAGAAGAACCGCUGAAAACGGCUUUGGAGCGAUCCGACUCCUUGGUCCCACGGUUAGUGAAUGGAAAGAAAACCAUAGGACCACGAUGUUCGUAUCGGGACAGGAAACGCGGACGAAGAUAGGAAUAAGAGAGAAUUUUUGCGAAUAUCUUGACGCGAGGACCGAGCACAAAGACUGGUGGAGGAAUCGCGGUCGAAAUUGUAUUUAGGAUCCUUCCGGAGUGAUUUGUCGACGCGGUUCCAUUUCGAAACGAAACCGGGAUCACUGACGAUGGACGAGAGAAAAGAGAAGAGCGGCUUGUUUUUUUCUCGCAAAGUGUGCCCAAACUCACGGCGGGUACACCGUAGCCUGUAUCAUACCUAUUUUUACACGGAAUAUUUUAAUAAUGUAAUAAUAAUUAAUAUUUGUACGGGCCGGUCGCGUCUCGGAAUCGAUCGGGCUCUGUAACAUGGUGCGCACACACGAGAAUUUCUCUACACUUUUCCCGUUAUUCUAUCUCGACGAUCGAAUCGCACGAGCGCGGACACCAGAACGACUUUUAUACACGAAGCUAUAAUAGAGCAGCUAGAGUAGCGUGAAAAACGAAUUAUCAUUGUCCGGUGAAAUUCUCGACGGGGAAAACGCGAAGCGAACGAUUCGAGCAGACACAUAUUAUGUAUUUUUCAAAACGUUUACCAAUCUUUCGACGUUUCGAUGUAGAUUCGUAUAAGAAGAUAUCGGGUCAGACGGAGCGCGAAGCGUGGGUGAGGGAUAAACGAGGCGGAAUUAGAGUUUCUAUACAAUUGUUACGAUUUCUACGAAUUUCAGAGUUGGACGGAAUUACAUACGUUGUUGUACGAUUAACGAUGUUAAGAUGUAUUCUCAUGUAUUAUCGAUGUGUCCAUGUAAUUGUAUGGGUGUUAUGUGGAUAUCGAUAUAAAACAACAAAUAUAAUUGUAAUCGUGCAAGAGAUCCUAUUGGGAGA